GAUAUUGUUUGAAUAACCAAUAUUUUAAAAGUUUGAGUCUGUUGCUAUUCUUAAAUGAAUAGAAGCCAAGGCGAUGUUGUGUGUGUUUUUUCUUUGUUUCCAGGGAAGCCAAUAUUUUCAGUUGAUAUUCACCCUGACGGGACCAAGUUCGCAACUGGAGGACAAGGACAGGAUUCUGGGAAGGUUGUGAUCUGGAAUAUGUCUCCAGUCCUCCAGGAGGAUGACGAGAAGGAUGAAAAUAUUCCCAAGAUGCUUUGCCAGAUGGACAAUCACUUAGCAUGUGUGAACUGUGUGCGGUGGUCAAACAGUGGGAUGUAUUUAGCUUCUGGGGGAGAUGACAAACUGAUUAUGGUGUGGAAGCGGGCUACGUACAUCGGCCCCAGCACUGUCUUCGGCUCCAGUGGUAAGCUUGCCAACGUGGAGCAGUGGCGAUGUGUCUCCAUCCUCCGGAGUCACUCAGGCGAUGUGAUGGACGUAGCAUGGUCUCCUCAUGACGCCUGGCUGGCUUCGUGCAGCGUGGAUAACACUGUCGUCAUCUGGAAUGCAGUGAAGUUCCCAGAAAUUCUAGCUACUCUGAGAGGUCAUUCUGGCUUGGUAAAAGGGUUGACUUGGGACCCUGUUGGUAAAUAUAUUGCCUCUCAAGCUGAUGACCGCAGCCUGAAGGUGUGGAGGACGCUGGACUGGCAGUUGGAGACCAGCAUCACCAAACCUUUUGAUGAGUGUGGAGGGACAACCCAUGUGUUGCGGCUCAGCUGGUCACCUGAUGGACAUUACCUGGUGUCUGCCCAUGCUAUGAACAACUCCGGCCCCACCGCCCAGAUCAUCGAGCGGGAGGGCUGGAAGACCAACAUGGACUUUGUCGGACACCGGAAAGCUGUGACUGUUGUGAAAUUCAACCCAAAAAUCUUCAAAAAGAAGCAGAAGAAUGGGAGUUCUGCGAAGCCCAGCUGCCCGUACUGCUGCUGUGCUGUUGGCAGCAAGGACCGUUCUCUCUCUGUCUGGCUCACGUGUCUUAAACGACCUUUGGUUGUCAUCCAUGAGCUGUUUGACAAAUCCAUCAUGGAUAUUUCCUGGACUCUGAACGGGCUGGGCAUCCUGGUGUGUUCCAUGGAUGGUUCUGUGGCAUUCCUAGACUUCUCCCAGGAUGAGCUUGGAGACCCCCUGAGCGAGGAGGAGAAGAGCCACAUUCACCAAUAAACCUAUGGGAAAAGCUUGGCUAUCAUGACCGAGGCCCAGCUGUCUACAGCUGUCAUCGAGAACCCGGAGAUGCUCAAGUACCAGCGGAGGCAGCAACAGCAGCAGCUGGACCAGAAGAGUGCCGUGGCCAGAGAGACGGGCUCAGCUGCCUCAGUCGCCGGUGUCGUCAAUGGGGAGAGUCUGGAAGACAUCAGGAAGAAUCUUUUGAAGAAACAAGUUGAGACGCGGACAGCAGACGGUCGGAGGAGAAUCACACCUCUCUGCAUAGCACAGCUGGACACCGGGGACUUCUCCACGGCGUUCUUUAACAGCAUCCCACUCUCAGGCUCCCUGGCAGGCAGCAUGCUCUCCUCUCACAGUAGUCCACAGCUGCUGCCACUGGACGCCAGUACCCCCAACUCCUUCGGCACCUCAAAGCCUUCCACGGAACCUGCGGCAGCAGCCGGCACCAGGCCUGCGGGCAGUUCUGUCAAUAAGGACAGUGUGAACGCUACCUCGGCUCCUGCUGCAUCAUCCCCCUCUGUGUUAACAACCCCAUCCAAGAUUGAACCCAUGAAAGCGUUUGACUCCCGGUUCACAGAGCGGUCCAAAGCCACGCCUGGUGCUCCUGUCCUGACAAGUGUGACACCGACGGCCGUAGAAAGGUUGAAAGAGCAGAACCUUGUGAAAGAGUUGAGGCCCCGGGACCUCCUGGAGAGCAGCAGUGACAGCGAUGAGAAGGUUCCAGUGGCCAAGUCCUCCUCCCUCUCCAAGCGAAAACUGGAGCUUGAGGUGGAAACAGUGGAGAAAAAGAAGAAAGGGCGACCUCGGAAGGACUCACGGCUCAUGCCCAUGUCUCUGUCUGUCCAGUCCCCAGCUGCUCUGACCGCAGAAAAGGACACUGUGUGUUUGUCUGUACCAGCGCCUACACUGAAGCUGCCCAUGCCGGGCCCCCAGAGAGCAUUCACCCUCCAGGUGAGCUCCGACCCCUCCAUGUACAUUGAGGUGGAGAAUGAAGUGACAGCCGUUGGGGGAGUGAAGCUGAGCCGCUUGAAGUGUAACCGGGAAGGGAAGGAGUGGGAGACGGUACUCACUAGCCGGAUCCUCACUGCUGCCGGUAGCUGUGAUGUGGUAUGUGUCGCCUGUGAAAAGAGGAUGCUGUCAGUGUUCUCCACCUGUGGUCGCCGCCUCCUCCCUCCCAUCCUCCUGUCAUCCCCAAUCUCCACGUUGCAUUGCACAGGCUCCUACGUCAUGGCGCUCACUGCUGCGGCCACGUUAUCUGUCUGGGAUGUUCACAGACAGGUGGUUGUGGUAAAAGAAGAAUCUCUGAAUUCUAUCCUGGCAGGAAGUGAUAUGACGGUGUCACAGAUCUUGCUUACACAGCAUGGAAUCCCAGUGAUGAACCUGUCCGAUGGAAAGGCCUACUGCUUUAAUCCAUCACUUUCUACAUGGAACCUGGUUUCUGACAAGCAAGACUCCCUGGCCCAGUGUGCGGACUUCAGGAGCAGCCUGCCUCCCCAGGACGCCAUGCUGUGCUCGGGACCCUUAGCCAUAGUUCAGGGCCGUGCCUCCACCUCAGGGAGGCAGGCAGCCCGGCUUUUCUCCGUGCCUCACGUGGUGCAGCAGGAGACGACUCUGGCCUACCUAGAAAACCAGGUGGCAGCAGCACUCACCCUGCAGUCCAGCCAUGAGUAUCGCCAUUGGCUCCUCCUCUACGCACGGUACCUUGUGAACGAAGGGUUUGAAUACCGACUCCGAGAAAUAUGCAAGGACUUACUGGGUCCGGUUCACUACUCCACUGGAAGCCAGUGGGAGUCAACGGUAGUGGGUCUACGGAAGAGGGAGCUACUGAAGGAACUGCUGCCAGUCAUCGGGCAGAACCUCCGCUUCCAGCGUCUCUUCACCGAAUGUCAGGAACAGCUCGACAUCCUAAGGGACAAGUAG
Molecule: messenger RNA, 3120 nt
Organism: Myotis davidii
Lineage: Eukaryota; Metazoa; Chordata; Mammalia; Chiroptera; Vespertilionidae
Product: protein HIRA
Exons: 24
Biological process (GO): chromatin remodeling; regulation of DNA-templated transcription; DNA-templated transcription
Cellular component (GO): nucleus; HIR complex
Molecular function (GO): protein binding; nucleosome binding
Source: RefSeq, a predicted model, not a curated record